AUGAUAGCAGGCGGGUUCAUGUCAACAAUGUUUCGAAAAAGUCGAAAGGAUGGAUUUUCUUAAUGCUAGAUAAUUUUUCACCUACUUGUAGGAUGUCCACAACACCAGGUAGUCAGUCCACCCUCGUCCAUCAGCUGGCCACACUGCUGAAAAACAAUGGUGACUGUGUGCUGGACGGCAGUAGCACCCUGACCCUGCAGGUGAGCCACCUGCAGCACCUGACCCGUCUGUUUGAGCAGUACCUGAUCUCGCGCACGCACCAGCAUGGCUUCCUGGCCCUCCCGUCCCAUCCAGCCGACACUGCCUCCCUCCUCCAGCUGCAGUUCCUGUUUGAUGUGCUGCAGAAGACCCUCUCCCUCAAGCUUGUCAACCCUCCUGGAUCAAGACUGCAGUCUGUAGUGAAAAUCUUCCCCUUUAAGUCUCUUAAACACUUGGAGCUGAAGCGUAUCCCACCGCACUGUCUGGAGGGUCUGCGGGGGGUGUACUCACAGCUGGAAAUCUUCACCUGCUCCAAGAGCCUCAGCUCCCUGGAGGAGCUUCUGUCACUGUGUGGUGGAGACCUUAGUUCUGCUCUGCCAUGGCUGGAGCUGCACACGCUCAACUUCAGCUACAACUCCAUAUCCUGUCUGGAUGAAUCGCUGAGUUUGCUGAAUGUCCUCAAGUCCCUGGACCUGAGCCACAACAAGAUCCAGGACUGCGCUGAGUUCCUGAAGUCUCUGAGUGAGUUGGAGCAUCUGAACCUUGCCUAUAAUAACCUCCAGAGGGCGCCACAACUGGGCUUGAGCGCCAGGGUCAAACUAAGCGUGCUCAUACUGCGCAACAAUGAGCUGGAAACCAUUAAUGGGGUGGAGCUGCUGAGCUCACUGCAGCACCUGGACCUGGCCUACAACCUGCUGUUAGAGCACUCCCAGCUCGCCCCCCUCUCUCUGCUGCACUGCCUCAACGUGUUGAUUUUGGAUGGCAAUCCACUGUUCUUCCAGAAGACCCAUCGCUCGUCCACUGUACACCACCUCUCCCCCAGAGCUGCUUUCCAGCGGGUCAGUCUGUCUCUGUGUGUCCUUCUUUCAUCCCACUUCAUUUGUCAUCCAUAGGUGCUACCCAAAACGGGACAGCUGAUUGGUCAGAUGGCACAGGCCACGGCCCCGGCGGUGGUUUCCGCGGCGAUGGAGCGCAGCUCACAGGAGUUCUCGAGUGGAGGAGGAGAGCUGAGUGAUAGCAUGUCUGUGAGCGAGGUGGGAGUGUCUCGUCUGCGCAAAAAGAAGUCAAAGGGGAAAGUGAAGGUGCGUAGGGCCAGCAUCUCGGAGCCCAGCGACACAGACCACGAGCUGAGAGUGGGCUCUACUCUACAGGACAUAGUGCUCCACCACCAGAAGGACAUUGAGCGCAUGGACAGCUUCCGAGACCAGCUGGGCGAGGACUGGCUCCGCUACCAGCACCACCUGGAGACCUCCGUCCAUCCCAACAACACCACCACCACCACCACCACCACUACUACCCCUGCCCAGCUCCCUGCCUCCAGCACCCCCACCACCACCACCACCACCAUCAUCCCUGUCACCGCUCAGAUAAUCCCCAAUGGCCGCUGCACCCCCUCCCCCUCACCGCUGGAGGCACACACCCCCGAGAAGACGGCUCUUACAGAGGCCUUGGACUGCGUCUCCCCUGUGUCCCCCUUGUUGACGUCGGAGCCCCGAGACGGGGACGGCGAGCCCGAGGUGGACGCCGCGGUGAUGGACGACGAGACGGACUCCACGCUGCGCUGGGGGGAGCACAGCCAGGACUCGCGCUCCAACUCCACCCUGGAGAGGAGCGUCCUGGACACCAGCGCCGUCGUCACGCCGACACCGCGAGCAGAGGAGGAUGGGGAAGAGGAAGAUGAGGAGGAGGAGGAAGACCAGGGAGUGGACCUGUGCCUGCCACUUCUAGUCGGUGUGGUAAGCGAGGAUGAGGAUGAGGAUGACGAGACGAGGAAGGCCCAGGGGCCAGUGUUCCUGCGUGUGCGUCAGGGCCUGCUGCUGGAGGUGGACAUGCAGCGAGGGAGUGUCCGCAAGCGGGUGGAGCUGGACAGCCUGCAGCAGAUCACCAGCACACUGCAGCCCUGGGGGGACAAGGAGGACAGCGAGAGUCUCCCGGCUCUAAUGCUGCAGUUCAGCUUCAUCCUCCGUGAGCGACGCCAGCGGUGCUACGUAAUGCUGGACGAAAAUCCCCAGCAGGCUUUGCAGGAUCUGCUGGACAUCCUGUCGCGGGUGGUGGAGGAGAACGUCCGGCGCGUGGAGGAGAGUCGGCCGCGGGACCUCCGGCUGCAGUGUCUGCGCUGCAAGGCCGAGUUCAGCCAGCGUGGGUCUGAGGGAUUCGCCGGGGCCUCUGACCGACUGGACGGCGGUCAGGAGCUUCAGGGAUGCAGGGACAAGGGCGAGGAGGAGGAUGAGGAGACGGAGGGAGCAAAGGAGGACGAAGGCACAAGAAAAAAUGCAGCUGACUCAAUAGGAAGUGGACUGGUUUGCCCAGAAUGCAAUAGUGACCAUGUGAUCCAGCUAGUUGGCCAAUCAGCACCUUCCACCAGUACGCCAGUCUCCAGUGAUGUUGAGGAGGGGGGCGAGAAAAGACACUUCCAUUUUGAUGAUACAGACACCCCUAAGAAGCGUCCAGGAGUCAUAAGUAACUUUGAGAGCCAGAUUGAAUCCUCAUUGGCCAGCAGUGGUCACCUGACCCAGGAAGUGACCAAAACAGAGGGAGAGCUGACCGACACUUUCAUGACCGCUACCAGCAGUGGCCUGUCCCGGGCUGAGCCUCGGGACGAGGACUAUGGAUGGGCCGACCAGAGCACCUCCCAGCCCAUUAGCUACCACACGGCGGAUGGAGGCGGAACGGACCUCAGCUCCACCACCGAGAGCCAGGAGGAGCAGGAACUGGCCGGCAGCUACCGAUACAGCGCCUUGCAGGAGUCCCAGGCAGACAGCUCGGACAGGGCAAGCCCCACCCAGUUCGACCUGCUGUCAGAGGACUUUGAGGCUGUAGACCACCGACUCAAGCUCUUCCUGGAUGUGGAGGUCUUCGAGGGCGAGGAGGAACUACUACACAGCUUCCUGAAGAUGUCCACUGUGAAGUUUGGCGACCCCGUGGAGUUCCCGUCUCUGCUGGUUGUGUCGGACCAGUGCAUCUACAUCCUGGAGAUCACUUCUGAGGCACAAGGCCCGCCGUCUGAUUGGAUGCAGAAGCGGUCCAGGCACCGUCUCUGUGAGUUGAGCUACCUGGAGGUGGGGCUGGGCUCCCAGAGCAUCCACAUGGAGUUUGCAGACGGGGGCUCCGCCUACACCCUGCUGGUGAGGGACAGCAAUCGCUGCAAGCGCUUCUUCAGCCGCCUCACAGGAAUUGUGAGGGAACUGGCUCCGAGGUCGGACAGUAAACUCAAGGCCAUCUCCACCACUCGACUCACUCCACACCACCACCUGUGGCCACUGGUGAGUGAAGGCCAGCAGUCACAGGAGGGCGAGGACGACUGUCAACCCCAGUUCCUCUACGUGUUGGCGUUCGUGUGCCAAGAUCACUCCUUGACACCUGUUACUGUGUUGGCCACGCGGGAAACCCUGUACCUGGUCGACGAGGACCAUCAGUGGAGCAAGAGUCAACUCCCAGAGCCAACGUCCAAUCAGGAUGGAGAGGAGCCCCGUGGACGCGUCACCAUCCGAGAGACUCAGCCAAUCAGCUGCGUCAGCUCCGUGCAUCUCUUCUCCUCCAAUCCCUGCCGGGUGGACGUCAAGCUUUAUGACGAGGUGCUGAAGCAGGAGGCCUUCAUUAGGCUGCAGGCAGAAUGUGGGGGCCCAGCGGGAGCUCUGGCCAUGUUUGGGGUCAAACUGACCACCAGCAUACAGGAGCUGCCCAGCUGAGAUACCCAUCCUCAUCACCCCCUCAACCCUGUACAUUUGUGUUGUCCUCUCUCUGUCUCUGUCUCUUUCACCUUCUUCCCAUCCCUCAUGCUACCUUUCUUUCUCUAUCCAUCUAUCAUCUAUCUGUCUCUCUCUCUUUCUCUAUCCAUCUAUCUGUCUCUCUCUCUUUCUCUAUCCAUCUAUCAUCUAUCUGUCUCUCUCUUUGUGCUUUCAAACGUACUUAAACUUUGUCAAACCUGAAUCUUUUUUAGUCCCAUCUUUCUUUCUUUCUUUUUUCUUUCUUUCUUUCUUUCUUUCUUUCUUUCUUUCUUUCUUUCUUUUCUCACAUUGUUUCUGCUUCUGUGUCUACCUCUUCCACCUCUCUCUACCUCUAUACACGUGACUCUUUCUCUCUCUCUCUCUCUCUCUCCAUGUCAGUCUGUCCAACCAUCUCAUUUGCUUGCCUAGUAUGUCCCUUGAUCCGUCUACUUUUUUCUAGGUUUGCUUAUCCCCUGUCCAUUCUCUCUCUGUGUAUCUCUCUUUCUCUCACUCUUUCGCUUUCUCUCUCUCCCCCUCUCCUUCCCUCUUUCUAAUACCCACCUUCCUGCCAAUCUCCCCUUUUUAAUAAAAGCUGAUCUGUUGUACUUGGCAACAGGAAACAGCCAAAAUCGCUCACAUGAAAUGGCUCACUGGACGCGACCUGGGUGAAGGCCCACGCAGCGAAAUGCACUGCACGCUCCCUCUGCCGCUUUCUCGCAGAGGUCCGUGCCUUACUGACUGGGCUCUGCUUGCUGUCUACCAAUGCACCUUAUGGUGCCUUAUGCUCGGAAUGAAAUGAGAUUGGGAAGAUGAGGGAAUGUCCAUGUCGACAUGGACACUGCGUUACUUCAGGGACUGUGUCUGUGCGUGUGCGUGUGCGUGUGCGUGUGCGUGUGUGUGUGUGUGUGUGUGUAUAUAUACAUGUGUGGUGUGUUUGCAUGGGUAAUUGUCUGUGCGUGUAAUUUUUGUGUUUAUGUGCCGAUCUUGAAACCUGCCGAGCCAGUGAUAACGGGCACUGUGUGAUGAAGCAUGGCAUCAUUAGCCCCGGGACACGGGCUGCCACACGACAGCCUGAGAGGAAUGAAGUUGACUCACACAGCUUUUCACUGGAAAUGCUUUCUGUUGCUUUUAGUCAUUUGUCAUUUGUCAUGUGCAUUUUACAUGUUGUUCUUUUUUAUAGUUCCAACUCAUGCAUACAUGCAUUCUAAGUUUAUGUGAAAACAUCAAUGACUGCAUAUGAAAGGGUGUUUGUUGGAUGUUUUAAUGGACAGAUAUGCGUUAGUAAAAUAGUACAUAGACAACUGUUUGUAAAAGGGAAUUAUUACCUUGGUGGCUAUCACUCAGUAUUUAUGUUUGGCCACCAUGUAUUACAAGUUUAAUUUAGUAUUUGUGCCAACUAUAACUUAUAAUAAUUGCACUGCAACAGUUUGGUAAUGUUUUCAGAAAUGUAAAAAAGGUAACUGUGAUGCAAGCUCUUUCGCUAUGGAACUUCAAGUGAACUUCCAUCAUUGUGUUUUCUAUUUAUUUUUCUGUGGCCGUAAAAUUAAUGUCAAGUUAGUGUUGAAAAUGCUUUUUUUAUUUUGUUAUAUGAAUAAUAAAAAAAUGGCCUAUCUUGUG
This is a messenger RNA of Alosa alosa (allis shad), 5522 nucleotides long. Its product is annotated as serine/threonine kinase 11 interacting protein. Gene Ontology annotation, molecular function: protein binding. Gene Ontology annotation, biological process: intracellular protein localization. The record is from RefSeq and is a predicted model, not a curated record. Lineage: Eukaryota; Metazoa; Chordata; Actinopteri; Clupeiformes; Clupeidae. The transcript has 26 exons. Gene Ontology annotation, cellular component: cytoplasm.